GGUAACACGUCAUCAGCCGUCGACCAAACACAAGUGGAGGCGCGAGACACGUAACGUUUGAAAGUCUUCUAAAAAAAAGUCGUCUUUAUGGACAGUUAUGGUGAAAUGCUGACAUGAAGUAUGCCUGAGCCCAGCGGUAGAAAGGGCUCUGCGUGUUGCUGCCACCAUGACACAGUCCAUUGUUGUCCAGGUGGGCCAGUGUGGCAACCAGGUCGGCUGCAGGUUCUGGGAUCUUGCUUUGCGAGAACACGCCCAUGUCAAUAAAAAUGGAUUGUAUGAUGAGGCACUCGGUAGCUUUUUCCGAAACGUGGACUCAAGUGAAAGUGGUGGGGGAGCCUGUGGGAUUGGUGGGCGAAUCCAGCGUCUGAAGGCCAGGGCAGUGCUGGUGGACAUGGAAGAGGGUGUGGUCAACGAGAUCCUGCAGGGCCCAUUGAGAGAAGUGUUCGACAGCACUCAGCUCCUCACAGACGUGUCAGGUUCAGGCAAUAACUGGGCAGUCGGACACAUGACUUAUGGCUCAGCCUACAGGGAGCAGAUCGUGGACAAGCUGAGGAAGGCAGCAGAACACUGCGACUGUCUGCAGUGCUUUUUUCUCAUUCACUCUAUGGGAGGAGGUACGGGUUCCGGUCUGGGGACCAGGGUGCUGGGCCUGCUAGAGGAGGAGUUCCCCGAGGUGUGCCGCAUCGUCUCCUCCAUCUAUCCGUCUGCGGAGGACGACGUCGUCACCUCCCCCUACAACAGUGUCCUGGCCAUGAGGGAGCUCACGGAGCACGCCGACUGUGUCCUGCCUGUCGAAAACCAAUCGCUGGUUGACAUUGUGAACAAGAUCAGGCAGAUGUCUCACGGUGGGAAGCCAGGGUCGGCGAUCAAGAGGGACAGCGCCGUCAUCUCCGGGCAGGGCGGGCUCAGCGGGGCGGAGAAGCCCUUCGAUGCCAUGAAUAAUAUCGUGGCUAACCUGCUGCUCAAUAUUACCAGUUCAGCUCGUUUCGACGGCUCCCUCAACAUGGACCUGAACGAGAUCGCCAUGAACCUGGUCCCCUUCCCUCGUCUGCACUACCUGGUGCCCAGCCUGACCCCUCUCUACACACUGGCUGAUGUCAGUGUCCCCACCAGAAGACUGGAUCAGAUGUUCAGCGACGCCUUCAGUAAAGACCACCAGCUGAUCCGAGCCGACCCGAAGCGCUGCCUCUACCUGGCCUGCGCCCUCAUGGUCAGGGGCAACGUGCAGGUGUCUGACCUCCGCAGGAACAUCGAGAGACUGAAGCCCUCACUGCCCUUUGUCUCGUGGAACCAGGAGGGCUGGAAGACGGGCCUGUGUUCGGUGCCUCCUGUCGGCCACUCCCACUCCCUGCUGGCCCUGGCCAACAACACCUGUGUGAAGCCCACGUUCAUGGAGCUGAGGGAACGUUUCACCAAGCUCUACAGGAAGAAGGCUCACCUACACCACUACCUGCACGUAGAAGGGAUGGAGCAGAGCUUCUUCUCAGAGGCCUUGGGCUCUCUCAGCUCGCUGAUUGAAGAGUACCACCAGCUGGAUGCCACCAAGGGGAGACUCGUGCCCGACGCACCCAGACUCGGCAUCGCCACAUGAAGGUCCGCUCGGUUGUAAAUCUUAGGAACUUCUUCUUCUUCUAAGGCAAAGAUGAUGUUUUUAUAAGGACUUCACACAACCAAAUCUUUUGUAUAUACCUUUUUAUAAGUUAUGUAUCAAUAUUGUCUGAUUUAUAACCAAAUUAAAAUGUUCUCUGUCAGUGGGAGUGGGGGGGGGAAGCAGGAACAACAACAACAACUCAAUCUGUACUGUGACAUGAUUUGCCAUUUCUUGGUUCCCUGGCCGUGGUAUCACGAGGUUCUGUUAAGGCGUCAACAUCUGCUGUUACAGCGACCAUAGUCCUCGUUGUUAUUGCAUAUAGAUGUCCUGAAGAUAGGGUUCAUAAAAGCUUUUAUCAUAACUAGAAAUCUUCCUUUAUUCAAUGAGCCACUCGUCCUUAUGAAAAGAGGUUUUGUAGUUUUCAGUCUUCUCUGUGAGACUUCUGGAGGCACGUCGCCGCUGCUGAGGCGAACGUAAUGAGCAGAGUAUGCAUGCGUGUCUGCCGUUAGUCGGCCACAGCAGGGGUCACGGCCCGCGUCCUGGUUGGAUCCGUUAGAGUAACCGCAGGUCAGAGAACAUGUCGCCUGGGUCGUUGCACUUCCUCUGGCACACGCAGGACGAGAUCCACUGCAUCUUCCACUGUGUGUUAGAGCCCGCCUUGCAAGUGAAGUUGACCUUGAUCAUGCUCGACUUGUUGGGGACACAGCAGCGCUUGUCCGUACAGACACCGCAGUACGUGGGCUUGAACUUCUUGGUGCUGGUGCAGCCCGAGAGUGUCAGCUUCUCCGCUUUCUUUGCUUGGAAUUUAGGCCGGCAUGUCUUUCCCUUUGGCACCUGAGUAAGAGAGGCAGGUUGGGGGAGACAAUUAUUUUUGUAUUAGUAUAUGUGUUGGAUUUUCUAUCUUUUAAUUUAGUAACUUUAAUAAAAUUUGACAAAGUUGUCACCUUGACGCUCCUCAUCACGCUCUUCUCACACGGCCGCAGCAGACACAGGCGUCGGUCCUUCCUCAUCUCGCACUUGCCGUUGUCGUUGUUGACGCGCACAGAGAUGCCCAGGCCGCAGGUUUUGGAGCAGGGGCUCCAGGGGGUGGUCUGGAUCAGACAGUUCUUCUUCCAGGCUAAAGGAGGAUCCCUGUAAGCUUUCAGUAUUACAGUUAAAGGGCACUGUGUCAACAACACCCCAGCGCAAAGAACUAGUCUGUGUGCCACCGUUCUGCUGAGCAGUGAUUAGGCCCCAAAUACCUCACCCGCCAAUUGCAUAUCCCUUUUUAAAGCUGUACAAUUUAAGGAGUAGAAUAUAAAAGGGUAUUUAGCAGAGCUGAAAUUAUAUUUCAGUUUCCUUCCACAGUGAGAAAUUGUAUUUGUUUCCACAAUAGAUCAUGAUAUAGAUAUGUUUCUGCAAGAGUUUCAUGCAAAGCAAAGCAACUGCACUGGUACAUAAAAGCGGAAUGUACGGGGCUUUUAAUACAAAACGUUAAGUCUUCCCUCCUGCUGCUCAUAACUUGAACCAUCCAUCUUUCUGUUUCUCGGAGUGAGGCGCUCACUCUUCACACCGCCAGGGUAAUGAAAUGCCCACUCCCCUUUUCCCUCUUCCCAACCAGCAAACUCGGACAUGCAAUGAGCAUUCCAGGCCAGACUCACUGGUUUACUCCAUAAACACACACCUGACAUGUAGGUUGUGUCCUGCUGGUGCUUCUUUACGCUCUGGCCACUGCGAAGGCCGGCUGGCAUGUUGCCCAUCAGCGGGGCCGGGCCCAAGAGAGCAGCAGGCUUCUGGAUGAAAGCGGGGGUGCAGCCGAUGGCUCCAGCAAUGCAUGUGCACUUAUAGAGGGGGCUGGGCUGGAAACCCUCUCCGUUCUCAUAGUGGGCCCCAUUCAGGUCGCAACCCACUGCCAUCAGGUCUGAAGGAAUGAGGGGAAGAUGUCAAUCUCUCACUCUUGAUGAUGUUACUGUGAAUCUUAAACGUUGUGUAACUUCAUUUCGGGUCUUUUUGCGACGAUCCAUGACUUAAUCACACAAUUAUGUUGACAAACUGAAUGUUCACAUUUAUGGCAUUAAUUUAUAUACAAACAUGUACUAAUUCAUACAAUGAAAGUAAAUAAAGGUUUUGCAAUGUGUAUACAUUAAUUUAUACAUUGACAAAGUUGGGCAUUUUAACAUUGGAGUCUAUGGGGAUUGCGUCGCUUUUGCUUCUAGAGGUCUGAAACUUUAAGAAGGCUACAGCUGUUGUUUCAAUAUAUCAGAUGCGCAUUUCAAGUAUCUGUUGCCUAGAUGUACAUUAUAUCAAAUAAAAAAAAUAACUUGCAUAACUUUGACUAGCUUGGGAAAAGAUGAGAGCAACUCACAUGCGCACACUCCGACCUCGUAUCUCGGCCGGUCAGCCGAGAAGUCGCAGUACAUGCUCUUGUGCGGGUCGCAGACGUCCUUCUCGUUGCACGGCUCUCGGAUCUGCCUUGCGCAGCUCUUGCAGCAGCCGCACCCGUCCAGGACGGAGCUCACCCCCGGGGCGCAAUUGGGUCUUUGCCGACACUUGCAGGGCCACUGGCAGAAUUGCCGCCUCUCGACCGCAGCCCGCCCAUCUCGAGGAGCCAGCUGCCCAUUGUUCUGAGCCCAGCUGAAGCACUGUGGGAGAAAGAGGGUAGAGAUCUGUUAAUAAUUUCUUUCUUCUUUUUAUUUUACUGGAGCCUGGUUUGAUGAUUUGCAAAACACCAAUGGGAGCUGAAGCAUCCUGCGGCUUUGGAAAUCGUAUCAAACGUGCUAAAAGUGACAUUCCAAACUCUUCACCUCCUGUUUGUGACUCGUUCGGAACACUUCUGCUCAGCACACCCACGCACCUCGGUGCCAUCUUUUUUUAUGUUCGCCUUGCAGAGCGGGGCGCUCGGUAUGCAGCAAGAACAGCGUUGCAUUCAUCAAUGCACUCAUUGAACAUUGAACGUCAGUCAAUCUGCCUUUCUGUUUGUCUGUUCAACACUUUGGACAAGAGUAAGACAUUUUGCUCUCUGUUGGAUAUUCAUAGUUACAGUUACACAUCACAUGUAUGUACAAGGUUAUUGUAUCAAGUCUGCAUACAUAAUAAUUUAAGCUGACAUUGUUCCGUCCUUUUUCUAUCAUUCCUCUGACUAAAAUCAAGCCUAUUGCUUGUAUACCAAGAAAGAACUGCCAAAAAACUAAAAGGCCGAAAGGUGGAUGGAUAAAUCUACAUGAUGUGUCAAAGUUGCACCUGGAAACUUGUCU
Cyclopterus lumpus (lumpfish) is the source of this 4824-nucleotide messenger RNA. RefSeq names its product tubulin, epsilon 1 (gene tube1). Lineage: Eukaryota; Metazoa; Chordata; Actinopteri; Perciformes; Cyclopteridae. The record is from RefSeq and is a predicted model, not a curated record. Gene Ontology annotation, cellular component: microtubule; cytoplasm. Gene Ontology annotation, molecular function: structural constituent of cytoskeleton; GTP binding. The coding region runs from base 167 to 1591 and encodes 474 amino acids. The transcript is spliced from 12 exons. Gene Ontology annotation, biological process: mitotic cell cycle; microtubule cytoskeleton organization.